UGGGUAAUAUCUUAAAGAAGAGCAACAACCUAAAACCCUAAUCUUUCUCCUCCUCUCCCGGGAGCUCUAGCAUUCAGUCGUUCCUCCUCGCCUCCCUCGCGUUGUGCUCACGGUCCUUGCUCGCAUCCGCAGAUCAGGUUCUUGCUUCGGGGGAUUUUCUGAUUUUGGGCAAUUCGAUGGCGGAGGAGGCGGCGGCGGCGGCGCAGCCGUUGACGUACGUGCAGGAGGCGAUACUGAAGAAGAGGAAGAGCACCGAGGAGUUGGCGCUCCGGCGGAGGGCCCAGCUCCAGCUGCGCCAGAAGAGGUCGAAGCACUCCAAAUCGAGCGACUUCAAAAUGCCCGAGCAGUUCAUCAAAGAUUUCAGGGAGAAGGAACUUGAUCUCAUUCGAAUGAAACACAGGGUUAAGAGACGAGCACCGCCAGUAGCACCGACGAAUGCGAAGCUGCUCUUCAUUAUCCGCAUUCAAGGGAAAAAUGACAUGCAUCCAAAAACUAAAAAGAUCUUAAACAAUCUGAGACUAAGAAGAGUCCUUAGUGGUGUCUUUGUGAAGGCAACUGAAGGAAUCCUGGCGAUGCUGCAAAAGGUGGAGCCGUAUGUCACGUAUGGGUAUCCUAAUCUUACAAAUGUGAGGGAGCUUAUUAUCAAGAAGGGAUUUGCAAACAUUGACAAGCAGAGGGUUCCUUUAACGGACAAUAACAUCAUUGAGCAGGAAGUGGGCAAGUAUGGCAUCUUAUGCACAGAGGAUAUAGUCCAUGAGAUCGCUAAUGUGGGUCCACAUUUUAAGGAGGUUACUAGCUUCCUGUGGCCUUUUAUGCUCAGCAAGCCAGAAGGAGGCCUAAGGAGAACUAAAAGAAUGUACAAGGAUGGUGGAGAAACUGGCAAUCGAGAGGAUCACAUCAAUGAACUAAUCAGGAAACUGAACUAGCGUAGGCUGAUCUUUGCUUGUGAAGACAGACUUGGACUAGUACCACAGUUUUGUUGGCUCUUACCUAAAUUUUGAAAUUAAUGGUAGUGGUCUUGCUUUCUUCUGUCUGUUGCGAUAAAACUCAAGUCGAAUGCUGAGUAUGUGGUGGUUGCAUUCCGUUUGUGAUUUCAGAAUAUCUCAGCAGCUAGCUAUCUUAAUGUUCUUUCUUAUGAAUCGGAACCAAGAAAUAUAUCCUCAAACAAUCAUGGUGCGGAAUGUACUCUAUGCAAUUAUAUGAGGAUUUGGCCGUGUCUUCGAUUAUGACAAA
Molecule: messenger RNA, 1233 nt
Organism: Eucalyptus grandis
Lineage: Eukaryota; Viridiplantae; Streptophyta; Magnoliopsida; Myrtales; Myrtaceae
Product: 60S ribosomal protein L7-1
Exons: 6
Coding region: 177-926 (249 amino acids)
Biological process (GO): maturation of LSU-rRNA from tricistronic rRNA transcript (SSU-rRNA, 5.8S rRNA, LSU-rRNA)
Cellular component (GO): cytosolic large ribosomal subunit
Molecular function (GO): RNA binding; structural constituent of ribosome
Source: RefSeq, a predicted model, not a curated record